CGCUGUGGUAUGAAACAUACCAUGAUGCAUUUCGAUGGGGACAAUACACAUUUGAGAUUGCCAAAAUGCACGAGAAAUAUGGUAAGCUCAGCAUCGCAACCCAACGAUACCUCUAACCAAGCAGGCCCCAUUGUCCGGAUUAGCCCACAUGAACUGCAUAUCAAUGACCCAGAGUACUACGAAGUCCUGUACUCCCGCGACAGCCCACGAAACAAGUAUGCAUAUUUCACAACGCAGUUCGGCGUUAGUCGCAGUACAAUUUCGACAGUCGACCACUACCACCACCGGAUGCUGCGCUCGAACAUGAACCCUUACUUUUCACUCACUCGCGUUCGGAAGCAAGAACCACUUAUACAAGGCCUCGUGAACAAGCUCAUCGAUCGUAUCAGCGCGUACAAGAAUACAGGAACGCCGAUUAACCUGCAGGAUGCAUUUACCUGCUUCACGACCGACGUUGUCUCCGAUUACACCAUGGGCGCGGGAUUCCAUUAUCUCGACGAGCCCGAUUUCAUCCCCGAAUGGAGCGCGACCAUGGCCGGCAGCCCGAAAAACGGCGUGUAUAUGAAGGCGUUUCCGUGGUUGGGAGUGGUGCUUGCAGCUACGCCGCGGUGGUUGCUUUCGCGUGCGUAUCCGGGCAUGAACCUGGUCUUCCAGUUCCAGGCACGGUGUAAUAAAAUUGUCCGGGCGAUUAUGAAUGAGCAGAGUGCGCCGGACUACGAAGAGGCGAAGAGCCGGUUCAGCCAGCCGACUUUCUUCCACGACGUCCUUAAUAGCAAUCUCCCGGCAGAGGACAAGGAUCCAGAAAGACUGGCCCAGGAGGUACAAGUUGUGAUAGGCGCGGGCACAGAAACGGUCGCAAAGAUGCUGACUUGGACAAUGUACUAUCUGCUUGAGAAGCCAGAGAAGAUCCAGAAGCUACGGGAGGAGUUGAAUCGGUUGGAUCCGACGAAGACUGCAACUCUUCUAGAGUUUGAGCAGAUGCCGUAUCUGACAUCCGUCAUGCUCGAAGGACUUAGACUUUCAUACGGCGCCAGCUCUCGAUUACAGCGCAUCGCUCCAGACCGCAACCUCCAGUUCCAAGAAUGGUCCAUCCCAGCAGGAGUAUGUUCUGACACUAUAUACGAUAUAGUAAUUGACAACACUAGACACCCGUCGGCAUGAGCACUGCCCUACUCCACCACAACGAGAACAACUUCCCCGACUCGCGCGAGUUCAUCCCCGAGCGAUGGCUAGACCCGGAAAAGCGUAAGCACCUGGAGAAGUAUAUGGUGUCGUUCAACAAGGGGUCGCGACAGUGCGUUGGGAUGAACCUCGCACGAUCCGAGAUCCUCCUGGCUCUCCCGAAUGUCGUCCGCCGUCUAGAUCUGGAGUUGUACGAAACGACGCGUGAGGAUGCAACACUCGCCCAUGAUCUAUUUCUCCCUUUUGCGCGGGAGGGAAGGAAAGGCGUUCGUGUUUUAGUACAGUAGAUAAGCUGUCCUAGUUAACAGGAAAUACCCGCAUAUUAAUAUACCUUAUACCGGCUUGU
Molecule: messenger RNA, 1528 nt
Organism: Aspergillus versicolor CBS 583.65
Lineage: Eukaryota; Fungi; Ascomycota; Eurotiomycetes; Eurotiales; Aspergillaceae
Product: cytochrome P450
Exons: 4
Coding region: 25-1161 (378 amino acids)
Molecular function (GO): heme binding; monooxygenase activity; oxidoreductase activity, acting on paired donors, with incorporation or reduction of molecular oxygen
Source: RefSeq, a predicted model, not a curated record